Rotaria sp. Silwood1 is the source of this 1725-nucleotide messenger RNA. Lineage: Eukaryota; Metazoa; Rotifera; Eurotatoria; Philodinida; Philodinidae. The record is from the annotation of a GenBank genome assembly.
AUGAAUAAAAAUCCAAAAAAAUUAAAACGAAUACAUUCAAGAAAUGAUACAAAACAAUCACCAUCAAAAAGACAAUUUCGUAAUGAAAAUGAAAAACGUCGUCGUGAUCUUUUUAGUAAAUUAAUAACAAAUUUAGAAGAUUUACUUUCUAUAAAAAAAACUUGUUCAUCAAAUGAACAAACUAAUAAAUUUGAUAAAGCUUCAAUUUUACGUCAAACAGUUCAAUAUUUACAAAAACAUCAUCACUUUUUAACCAAUGAUGAAAAAGUUGAAUUAUCAAAUAAGCGAUCAACAUCAUCAAAACGAAAUCUUUUUUUAGAUUUUUCAUGGAAACCAUCAUCUGAUUUAAUUUAUAUUGAAGAAUGGUUACAAAUAACUAUUGAAUCGAUGAAUUGUUUUUUUCUCGUGGUAAAAUCUAAUCCAUACAAUACUGAGAUAAAUUAUGUAUCAAAAAAUAUAAGUUCAUAUCUUGGUUAUUCACAACAUGAAAUUUUAAAUCAUUCAUUAUUUGAAUUUAUUUUUCCAUCUUAUCAUGAUCGAUUACGUGAUUAUCUUUUAAAUGAUCAUAAAGUAUUAGAAAGCUGUGAUUUAUCUUGGAAACGAGCAGUUAAUGAUGAUUAUGAACAAUGUACUAUCAUUGGUGCAUUUCGAAAUAUUAAUGAAAAUGAAAAAUAUUUAAUGUCAAUUGUUAAAUUAAAUACAUUAGAUCGAACAUUAAUUAUUAAUAAUGAAAAUUUAUCCGAUGAAUUUAUAACUCAUUUAAAUAUUUAUGGAAAAUUUAUUUUUAUUGAUGCAAAAGCUCGACAAUAUCUUGGUUACAAUUCAUUUGAAUUAAUUGGUCGAACAUAUUUUGAUUUUGUUCAUCCAGAUGAUUUAUCGAUUAUUGUUCGUGCUCAUCAAUUAUGGAAACAAAAUGGAAAUGGAAAAAGUGAUCCAUAUAGAUUUUUAACCAAAGGUCAACAAUGGAUUUUUCUUCAAACAUAUUCUCAAGUGCAAAUUAAUUCUUGGAAUGGAAAACCUGAAAGCUAUGUUUGUACAACAAAUAUUAUUCAAUCUUCAAGCGAUUCUUUGCAGAAACAAUUAUUAUUUAUACCAACGAGUGUUCAAUCAAACAUUUCGAAUGUUGAAUCUUCGUAUUUUCCUUGUACAACAACAGUGUCACAAACAGAACAUCCACAAGAAAAAAGUUCUUCGUCUGAAAGUGAAAUAACUUCAUUUUUAUCCAAUCUUGGAAGCGAAACCUAUCGAAAAAGUAUUCGUGAAAAAUUAAUCGAACGUCGAAAAACUAAAGAAGCUGAAAUACGUGUUCGUCAAGAAGAAAUUCAAGUUAUUGAAGAUAUGCUUCAAUUUAUUAAUCAAUAUCAAAUUAAACAUUCAUCAAUUGUUCCAACUAGUCAAGUCACAUAUCAGCAAACUAAAAGUCUGGUCACAGAAGAAUUUCCUUUAAACGUAUUUGAUCCUAAUAGUGAUUCAACAUUAUUUAAUAAUUCUUUAUCUGGUGUUGUUGAAGAUUUUACCCUUCCAACCAAUGCUAAAGAGGAUGCAAUAAUUGACCCAUUAUCAUCAUUAUUUUCUCCAUUAUCAACUACAUUUAAUAUUUCAUCUCCAAUAAUACCAUUAUCAAAUCCAUCAUCAAAUAACGAUUCAGUAGACGAUAUGAAUUGUCUAACUUCAACAAGAAAUUCAUCUACAGACAGAUCAUUUACACAAAAUCCAUUUCCUUAA